AUGGAUGAGUCGCCACCCUUGCCAGCAACAUCGCUGGCACAAGCUAUUGGCUCCAAGCAUGAACCACUAACCUUGCCAAAGGAUUGCUACACAUCCUUUGUGCUGCCGAAAGGGAAGCCCACUUGUGGGUUGGUUUGGAUGCAUGGCCUCGGGGAUGAUGAGUCUGGCUGGGCCGAUGCGUUAGAAGAAAGCUUCGACCUGAAAGGCUUGAAGGCUUUGGAUGCUUCGGGCACUUCGGGCUCAUGCCGAUUCAUGUUGCCGCGCGCUCCCCGACGCCGAGUUACAUGCAAUGGCGGUGCUACAAUGCCAAGCUGGUUCGAUUUUCUCAAAUUGCCCCUUUCUGCUACGGAUGCGGACAACUAUGGCUGCUCGCUGGAGGAAGCCAUUGCUUCAUGCGGCCGUGUCCAUGCAGCCAUUGACAUGCUCGUCAGCGAAGGCAUUCCCGCAGAACGGAUCAUGGUGGGUGGCUUUUCGCAGGGAGGGGCCAUGGCGAUGCUGUCAACACUCACUUAUCCGCAGCGCUUGGCCGGUGUCAUUGUCUUCAGCGGCAUAUGCUUCUUUGGCGAGCAUGUGGCGAAGUUGGCUGCUUCUCCACAAUGCCAUGACCUGAAAGUCUUCUGGGGCCACGGAAGCAAGGACACAAUACUCCACCCGAGUCUUCAAGACUUUGGGGUGGACAUCCUGAAACGUGCAGGCAUAGCAGCGGUUGCGAAGAAAUAUGAAGUCGACCAUGGCAAUACGCAGCAAGAGAUGGACGAUGCGGCAGCCUUCUUUGCCUCUGCCAUAGCGGCAAAAGUGUGA
Symbiodinium natans is the source of this 801-nucleotide messenger RNA. The record is from the annotation of a GenBank genome assembly. NCBI's taxonomy places the organism in Eukaryota, Dinophyceae, Suessiales, Symbiodiniaceae.